AUGUACCAAACUCUCCACAAAUGGGAUGAAGCAUUGGAACUGGCAAAGGCUACGAAUUACGGUGGCUAUGAGCAGUUGAAGGCAAAUUAUUACAGAGCUCUUUUCGAUACAGGACAAGAUGCAAAAGCUGCAGAAAUCAAAAUAGCAGAUGGCGACGUUGCGGGAGCUGUGAAUCUGUAUUUGAAAGCCAAACAGCCGGUGCAAGCUCUAUCAACUGCGCUUACGGAUCCGGCAUUAGCUAAAGAUGAUCAGUUGAUGUCAUCUAUAGCUGCUCAACUGAUGCAAUCGCAAAUUUUUGACAAGGCUGGAGAAUUAUAUGAACAUAUGAAAGAUUUCGAAAAAGCUUUGGAAUGUUAUGUAAAUGGAAAAGCCUUCAACAAAGCAAUUCAGCUGGCACGAUUUUCGGCUCCUGAGCAAGUGGUGAAACUUGAAGAGGAUUGGGGUGACUAUCUAGUAUCUAUGGGACAACAUGAAGCCUCCAUAAAUCAUUUCCUGGAAGCGAAUAGUUUGACAAAAGCUGCAGAAGCAGCUAUACAAGCAAAGGAAUGGAGCAAAGCCGUACAAAUUGCUGAUGUUAUCCAAGAUCCACAAGUUUCCAGUGAUUUCUACGGACGUAUCGCUGCGCAUUAUGCAACCACUGAAGAACUUGACAGAGCUGAACGUCUGUAUUUGGAAGCAAAUCUCCAGAAGGAAGCUAUUGCGAUGUAUAUAAAACACAAUCAUUGGGCUGAUGCCUACAGGUUAUCUGAAGAAUUCCUUGGCAAAGAGGAAACAUUUGCUCUAUAUGAGGCUAAAGCUGAAGAAUUGGAGCAGCAGGGACGUUACGCGGAUGCAGAACAGCUUUACGUCUCGAUUGGAAUGUCAAACCGAGCUGUAAUGAUGUACAGAAAUGCAGAACGAAACGAUGAUGUGAUCCGGCUGGUUGAACAGUACCACGGAGAACAUCUGCAGGAUACACAUAAACGGCUAGGAAUGGAGCAUGAAGAACGUGGAGACUUACGUCUUGCUGAGGAGGAGUACCUAAAAGCUGGAGAUGUUAAGGCAGCUAUAAAUAUGUAUAGAGAAAAGGAAAUGUGGACAGAUGCGUAUCGUUUGGCAAGAAGUGAAGGCGGCGAACAGGAACAGAAACAGGCAAAAUACAAUAGAAACAAUAAAAAUCAAUAA
Messenger RNA from Cylicostephanus goldi, 1164 nucleotides. The record is from the annotation of a GenBank genome assembly. NCBI's taxonomy places the organism in Eukaryota, Metazoa, Nematoda, Chromadorea, Rhabditida, Strongylidae.